UCGGUCCCACGCAAAAGGUCGGCGUGGCCGCUCUCACGCUUCUCUCCGCCCUCCGGUCGCGAGUUCUGUUCUUCCGUGCCGUGACGUGCGAACAGCGAAUAGCGCGAGCAAACGCGAGCCGAGCCCACAUAUAUCUCUGUUCGCAUUGAUCACCGUCGGCGCGAUGGCAGUCCACUGGAUCCGCACAGCAAUCUCUUCAAAAAUUGCUGGUGCACGGCUUUACAGCAGCAAGGUACACAAAUGCACCCUCAUUCCUGGAGAUGGUAUCGGACCCGAGAUUUCCGUUGCUGUGCAAAAAAUCUUCGAUGCUGCCAAGGUGCCAAUAGAAUGGGAAUCAGUUGAUGUAACACCAGUAAAGGGUCCUGAUGGCAAGUUCGGUAUACCACAAGCAGCCAUCGAUUCUGUCAAUAGGAAUAAAAUUGGCCUUAAGGGACCUCUAAUGACUCCAAUUGGAAAAGGUCACAGAUCUCUCAAUCUUGCACUCAGAAAGGAAUUUAAUUUGUAUGCCAAUGUGCGACCGUGUCGAUCCUUGGAAGGGUACAAGACACUGUACGAUAAUGUCGACGUCGUUACUAUCAGAGAAAAUACGGAAGGCGAAUACUCGGGUAUAGAACACGAGAUUGUAGAAGGCGUUGUACAGUCUAUUAAGUUAAUCACGGAGGAAGCCUCUCGCAGAGUAGCAGAAUUUGCUUUUCAAUAUGCGACAGAUAAUAAUAGGAAAAAGGUUACUGCUGUACAUAAAGCGAAUAUCAUGAGGAUGUCAGAUGGCUUGUUCUUGAGGUGUUGUCGAGAAGCCGCACAAAAGUUUCCAUCUGUCAAGUUCGAGGAGAGGUACUUGGAUACAGUUUGUCUAAACAUGGUGCAAGAUCCAAGUCAAUAUGACGUGCUUGUCAUGCCUAACUUGUAUGGUGAUAUUUUAUCUGAUAUGUGCGCUGGACUCGUCGGAGGUCUCGGUCUGACACCAAGUGGUAACAUUGGUCUGAACGGAGCCUUGUUCGAAUCGGUACACGGAACGGCACCUGAUAUUGCCGGCCAAGAUAAGGCAAACCCCACAGCGUUGUUGCUCUCCGCGGUCAUGAUGCUCAAGUACAUGGGCCUGAGCAAUCAUGCGAAAAUUAUCGAACACGCUGCUUACGAUACUAUUAAGGAAGCAAAGUAUCUAACCGGUGAUCUAGGCGGCACUGCAAAGUGCAGUGAGUAUACCAAUGAAAUUUGCGAGAAAGUUGCCGCCCAAACCAAAUAGGCAGGCAGACACUUUGUUGGCCGCGAAAUUUGAACUGCCAAAUACUCGUAGAAUUCGUGUGUCCGCGAUGAAGGGACCGCUAUUUUCUACCAUUUGUUGUAUCGCAUGCAGUUUUGUGCGUGCGUCUCUAUUAGAUUCGCAAUUGGAAUUGACAGAGUUACAAGUAUCAUUGAGUAUUCUUUCAGUCGUCCGCGCGUAUGCAUGUAGAUUUUUCUCUUCCUAAAACUACUAUCUUGAUUUAAAUUGCGUAAUUCGACUUUAUUUCAAUGAUUUAUCAAAUAUGAAACGGCAUUUAAUUGUUAUUCAUAAAACGUAUAUAUGUCACCGUUUCUAUCGAUUGCAUCGAUCGUACAUUGCUUCUGUAAAUAACCAACAUGAUAUAUCGUUUGAACUGUUCAGAGAAAAGAGGUAGAGAUUGUAAAGAUUAGCCAUGUAAAUUAAAUAGUAGGAAUGCUGUAUCAUAAUUUUAAAUAAAAUUGUUAUGCGAGACGUAUCACAUUAUAACGUCUUACGUUAGAGUAAGUAUAGUUGAAUGCGCAGUAUUAUGAAAAAAAAUAAAUAAAUAAAAGUGAACGAAAUUGACACUUA
Wasmannia auropunctata (little fire ant) is the source of this 1831-nucleotide messenger RNA. It is a transcript of the gene Idh3a, whose product is annotated as probable isocitrate dehydrogenase [NAD] subunit alpha, mitochondrial. The coding region runs from base 164 to 1243 and encodes 359 amino acids. Gene Ontology annotation, cellular component: mitochondrion. NCBI's taxonomy places the organism in Eukaryota, Metazoa, Arthropoda, Insecta, Hymenoptera, Formicidae. The transcript has 6 exons. Gene Ontology annotation, molecular function: isocitrate dehydrogenase (NAD+) activity; NAD binding; magnesium ion binding. The record is from RefSeq and is a predicted model, not a curated record. Gene Ontology annotation, biological process: isocitrate metabolic process; tricarboxylic acid cycle.